AGAACUGGCUCUCUUUUUAUCUUCGUUUUAUAGGCUAUUUGAAAUGUUAACAAUAGAAUUAUCUCACUUCAAAGGAAUGGGCCAACUCCAAAACACGCCUCAUGAAUAGUUGUAUCUUAUCUUGCUUUUUAUAGACUUACCGCUGUUACCCGAGACAGGGAUAACUCACAUCAUUCGAGUGUUUGCUUCUCUCAGAGUUCAACAUGUCUGCAGUGAAGCUGCUCCUUUUUUGUCUGCUUUUCAAAGAGGUUGUUGCCCUGUCAGGAAACUUUUGGCACAUCACGGACCUCCACUUGGACCCAUCAUACACACUGAACAAUGAGCCUGAAUUGGUGUGUGAAUCCAGCGGUACACGACCUGCAGCCAAUGCCGGGAGAUUUGGAGACUAUGCUUGUGACUCGCCAUGGCACCUUAUCAACUCCUCUAUAUAUGCCAUGAAGGAUAUUCUGCCAGAUCCGGAUUUCAUUGUAUGGACAGGAGAUGACACACCACAUAUACCCAACAAGGAUCUGGGAGAAGAGGCAGUGCUCAGCAUUAUCAGGAACCUCACCGACCUCAUAAAUCUUGUCUUUCCAAACAGUAAAGUGUACUCUGCCCUGGGAAACCAUGACUACCACCCUAAGAGCCAGCAUCCAGCAGUCCCAAACAACAUCUAUGACCGAACAGCAGAUAUGUGGCAGAAGUGGUUGGAUCCAGAUUCCCGAAAAACCUUUAAAAGAGGUGGAUAUUAUACAGAAAAGCUGCUGAAUCGAACAGGUUUUCGGAUGCUGGUCCUUAACACUAAUUUCUACUAUGACCAGAACAAGCUGACCAAGGACAUGGAUGACCCAGCGAGCCAGUUUAGCUGGGCCGAUGAGGUUCUUACAAAGGCGGCCAACAACAAAGAGAAGGUUUACAUCAUUGGCCACGUUCCUCCAGGUUUCUUUGAGAAGAAGAGAAAUAAAUCAUGGUACAGGUCGGAGUUCAACGAGAAAUACUUGGAGUUAAUUCAGAAGCAUCAUCCUGUCAUACUCGGACAGUUCUUCGGCCAUCAUCAUACUGAUGCCUUCCGCAUGUUCUACGAUUCAGAGAAUGAAGACACUCCUCUCAGUACAAUGUUCCUCAGCCCAGGGGUCUCACCGUGGAAAACAUCAUUGCCUGGAGUUGUGGACGGAGCCAACAACCCUGGAAUUCGUGUCUUUGAAUAUGACACCCAAACACUCCUGGUCAAAGAUGUGGUGACCUACUAUCUGAACCUGACUCGUGCUAAUGCAGCCCGGGGACGCUGGGAGAAGGAGUACCGCCUCACAGAGAGUUUCGGAGUACCAGACGCCUCCCCAGCCUCCAUGCACCAGGUUCUGAAGCGUAUGGCUGAAGACCGCUGCUACCUACAGAAGUACUAUAAGUUCAACUCUGUCAGCUAUGACCUGAAAGAGUGUGACAGUGACUGCCGUGCUGACCACGUGUGUUCAGCCAGAGAGGUAGACUUUGAAAGUUAUGAAAAAUGUCUGGAAAAGGAAGGGGCAGCUUCAAUCUCUGCUGGGUUGCUGCCACUACUGUCUGUGGCAGUAAGUCUGGUGUUGGCCAAUAGGUAAAUAUCAUCUAUAUCACAGAUGAUGUGUAAAUUAUUGAAGCUUCAAAGAGUCAUGCCAUAGAAAAACUGAUUUUAAGAGUUUUGAAUAUUGUUGCCUUGUAAGACAAUAUUUAACAUUUAACAUGACAGGUUGUUUUCAUAUUUUAAAUUCUAUAACUUAAAUGAGUGAUGCACUAGAUAUAAUUAAGCAAGAAAAAGCAACUUUUGGCUUCAGCGAUCUUUAAUGUGGCCUUUCUACCAAGGUUUAUUGGUACUGCUUGAAUGUUUUAAUUUUACAGUAGAUAGAAAUUCUUUUGGCUGAAGAAUAUGAAGCUCAUACUAUGCAACUGUAAGGUUCAGGUUCAGAUCCAGACUGGUAUUUGUCUCACUUUACUGUUUUUACUGUCUAUUUAAUAAAGCCAGAU
This is a messenger RNA of Thunnus maccoyii (southern bluefin tuna), 1977 nucleotides long. It is a transcript of the gene smpdl3b, whose product is annotated as sphingomyelin phosphodiesterase acid like 3B. The record is from RefSeq and is a predicted model, not a curated record. The transcript has 8 exons. NCBI's taxonomy places the organism in Eukaryota, Metazoa, Chordata, Actinopteri, Scombriformes, Scombridae. Gene Ontology annotation, molecular function: sphingomyelin phosphodiesterase activity. Gene Ontology annotation, biological process: sphingomyelin catabolic process. The coding region runs from base 204 to 1574 and encodes 456 amino acids.